AUCAACUCUUAUAUUGAAUUUGUAUUGCACUAUACAUAUUUUGAGAUACUGUAUAACACAAAUUAUUCAUACCAUCAAAUGGCCAAAAGUUUGCUGAGAAGAAUGUAUUUUAUAUUAUGCCCUGAAAUAAGAAAUUAAUAGUAAAUAUUUAAAUUUGCUAUGUUAGACCAUUGUAAUUUACAGUAUAGCUCUGUAUUUGGUUUGUUUGAAGGUUCUUUAAUGGAAUGGGUUCUAAAUAUGGGUGCAAGUUGAAUUUGUAUUUACAUGUAGUAGUUUCAAGAUUGGUACUUGUAGGAAAGUCCUGGACUCUGUUAGAGAAAUUUGAUGUGUAACAUGCUUUGUUUUAUCUCUAGGUCCAUUAUCCUUCAUGUUCGCUGUGCAUACCAGUGGUAUGUUUGUUAAAUGAAUUUCGGAUGUAAAUCCCUCGAAAGGAAGAAAAUAGAACAAACAUUUUAAUGUAAUUACUCUUUAGGCAAGUACUUAAUUGGACCCCAGGUUAUUUAAUGAUGGUAUAUCACCUGCAGAUGUUAUUUGGUAUUGAGAUGAGUAAGUGCUUAUGUUUAGUGAAUUUUAAAGAAUUUAUUAUUUUGCAGUUUAUGGACUGUUUCAAACUACUGUCCCCGCUUGUUCGUGAACGCACUUCUAAAUAUCAUGAGACUUCUGAAUAGCUGGUGCCAUGGGCUGGAACUGAGACCUGGUACAUCUGAAUAGAAAUUGCAUGCUUUCUACCAACGACUUACAAGUCUGUUAACAAAAACUAUACACUUUAUUAUAUUAGGUCGACAGAGGGUAUCUGUAGAAAAGUAUUUGGCCUAAUUUUGUGCAUGAACUACAACAGUUUAUCAUGGAUAGAUAUGAUCUGGGGAACUUCUCUUAUAUUUUCAGUCUUACGUAUGAAACUAAUUUUAGAAGAUUUCCGUCUUCAUACUCACCGCUGUGAGAACCUAAAGUCUUACGAAACUAAUUUUAUUUGUAGUACAGAUUGCUUACUCAUAAACCUUACUUACCUCUGUCAAACUUUGAAGCUAUUAGUAACAGUAAGAUACUUAGAUGAACAGAAAAUGGUAUGCAACAAAGAAAUGACAAUUUUAAUUUUGCUACAAUCUGGAAAACUUAAUAAAAAUUUUAUGACCUUGUUCAUAGUGUGAUUUUUUAAUAAAGUGGAAGAACAUUGUUUCAAAACUAUAUUUAAAGAUGGAAGUCCAAGACAUGUACAUUUCAUCUAAGUUUUUGUGUGUAUGUGUGUGUGUGUGUCUUUAGAUUUUCUGAAUAAUUGUUUUAUUAUAUCUUAUUUCUAGAGAAGUAUCUAGUGUUUGAAAUGUUACAGUUUUUAUUUAAGUUAAUCUUAAAUUUUCUGUAAUUUAAUCACUGUAAAGAGUGAAGAUUUGUAUGUAAUGUUUAUCACAUAUAAUAUGUUAUACUUUUCUAGAAGGAAUUUUGCAUAAGAAACUAACAUUCUGAAUGCCAAAUAUCUUUGGUGUUUCUGAGAAAUGUAAAAUGGUAAGAUCAUUGUGAUAUAAAUUUCUGCAAUUUAGGCAUGUUUUAUACUAUAUUUCAAAAGUUACUUAAGAAAAAAUAUGUAUAUAUAUAUAUAUAUAAACUUUGACCUGGAUGGUAGACAAAAAAAGGCUAAAAAUUUUGAGACGUCACAGACAAAGUAGAUCAAGAUCAGGAUGAAAGACCCAUUUCAGUAAGAUAAACCUUUCAGUACCACCAGAAUUCACUAGAGGCCAACUUGUGCAGUUCUUUCAAACUUAGAGCUUAUAAUAAUGAAAACGAUGUUAAGGUGGAGAAUUUAAAAUUUGUUCAAUAGGAAAGAAUUAUUUGCGGUAUUACACUGCAAUCAAAUUAUGAACCACAGCUCGAAUUGUCAUAAUUUCCAGAAAACUUUUGGGGAUGUAAUGCAAGACUUCUAUAUUUUGCAGCCUUCAAGAAAUUAAUUUGUUUCAUACCAAAAGCAUAUUCUAGGUACUAAAAUUCCUUUAUUUAAUUUCAGUGAAGUGGAGUGUUUGAGUUUAUAAAAGAAACUCUAAAAUCUGCUUUGCUGAGAUGCUAAAGAUGAAUGAUUAAAAAAAACUGGCUGAGCAUUCGACACGUCAUAAUUGACGGGAAUUAAAGUUUUUUGUGCUUUAUUAUUGUACGGUUUAUUGCUACCAAUGUCACCACUUAUUUAGAACUUAAUUUAAAUUAAGUUUUGCAUUGCAUGAACAGUGCACUUGUCCAAUCAGGCGUGAUGGAUGAUGGCUAUUAUAUCGAGUAGAUUACUUUUCCAGCAUCUAAUUACAGUCUAAAGUACCAAACGUCAAAAUUAUUGUUGGCCAUGAUUUGAGAUAUCGUACUAUUCAGUGUGCCGUUUGCUUCCGUACUUUAAUCCCUUUCUCUUUGACAGAAUUUUGAUUGUGACCAUCUCACAAAGAGAACUAUAACUAGUUCAGGGGUUCUGAACCCAUGGGAUUCACUCCAGAUAUGUUAACGCAGUCUUCAUUCAAACAGAACAUUGAAGCUUUAAUUCAGACGUCUAGAUGAACUUUCUUGUGUCAUAACCUAAAGCAGUGACACUUCUUAUGAAUUGUGUUUUGUGUUGUGAUCACUUUAGUGUAGUACAAAGAUCCGACACAUGGGAACUCCUGAACUAGGUAAACAAUAUAUAUCAAUUCUAGUGAACCUUUGCAUAUCUUACAUAUUAUAUCACUUUGCUGGGUACAGAAACUUGUGAAAGAAUGUAUGAACCAAAAAAAAAUUAAAUUGUCAUAGUAGUAGAUUAAAUACUAAAAUUGUGUGCAGUGCACAUUUGUUAAUAUGUCUUUUUAAUUAAGGUGUAGUGGUGAAAAGAACUAUGACAACUUUUAUUCUUAUUUUGUUUGUUGAUGAAUAAUAGUGUAGAAUUUUUUGAAUACAUAGUUGAGUGAGAUCAGAAUAUAAAAAGAUAAUUGCCUCGCAAACUGGAAUAUUGUCACAGACUGAAAAAUACAAAAGAUACAUUUUUCUUAUAUCCUGAUUGCUAGUAAGGAGCAAUAGCGUAGUUUUCAUUGCUUUGUUUAAUAGGCUGUUUAUAUUCAUUUUCUGCUGGAACGUGUUUAAUCUUCUGUUUUACCAGUACUUUUAAUUUGUGAUUGCAAUUCAAAAUUUACAUUCAGUUACAGACAACUCUUAUAGUUAUGCCUGAGUUCAUUCUUAGGCACAGUUAAUUUGUUUUUUAGACAAAAUAUUGAUUCAUAUCUACACAGAAUAGUAGCACAGUUGACUUUCAAGAAUCAAAAACAUUCCAUUGCACCACAUCACUCCCAUCACUGACGCUGUUCCGCAUGCUUUUCUUCAGAGAACAUAGUUCAGUCCCGUUUAUAAUUACUGUGCUAAAUGCCAGUGUUAUUUACAGAUAUAUGCAUAUUUCACGCAAAUCCUAAGAAUAAAUAACAGAAAUCCGGUUCUGACUUUUUUCGUAAAUAAAUACGUAUGAUUGCAAUGUUAAUUGCGUUGUAAUAAAGAUUGUUUUGAUAUUUGAUAAAUGGGUAUUUCAGAGAGGAAUUUAGGAGCUUGUCAAGUUAUUGUGGCAUACUGAGAACUAGCUCUCUAUAAUCCACAGUCUUUGAGUUCAGUUUUUACACAGUUUUGUUAUUUUUCUGAAAAUAUAACAAGCAUGUAAAUGGCUGAUCUGUUGUAUCUAGUAAUAUGACAUUGGGACAUGUAGAGAUUUACAUUUUUCUGAUUCUAUUGGAAAUAAAACUCCUAUGUUUGUCCUUUAUGCUACUUUAAUAUCCAUUCCAUAAAUUCAGCAUGCAUUUGGCUGCUACUAUGACACACAUUUUCCUUAAUCACAUGCAGUAGUUUUAUUUUUAUGUAUGUAGUAGAAUGUGUCUCAAAUAACUGUGAAACUUCAGAGAGAGACUCCGGUUAAAAUGAUGCUGUUGUCGCACAUUAACAUUAAAAUCACUGUACAUUUAGUAGAGCCUAUGUGGAUGGAAAAAUGUUUACAGACAUUGUAAAAUAUCUUUGCAGUGAAUUACAACAGAUAGUGAAAAUUAACUAAUUCUGUGGAGUUCAGCUAGUCAAGACACUCCCUGCAUUUUAUGGAACUUGAAGGUUUGUUCACAAGAGCUCUCCUCCAUCCCCUGUCCUAAGCCAGAUGAAUCCAAUCUACAUCUCCAAUUUCCUUAAGAUUUGUUUCAUUAUUGUCCUCCCAUCUAUACCUUGGUCUUCUGAGUGGUCUUAUCCCUUCAGGCUUUUCAUCGAGAAUUUUUUAUGUAUCAUAUUCUGUGUAUGUGCUGCAUUUCGUUCUCAAUUUUUUUGCCUUAAUAAUAUUUGGUGAAAAGUACAAACUGUGGUGCACCUCGUUAUGCACUUUUCUCCAGGCUGCCAUCACUUUUUCCCCUCUUAGGUUCAAAUAUUCUACUAAGUAUUCUGUUCUUAACACCCUCACUUUGUGUUCUUACUUUAAUCUGAGUAAUUGGGUUUCACAUACAAAACAAAUAUGCAGAGUUUUAUGUCAUGUAUUUUAAUUUUUGUUUUUAGAUAGCACACAGGAAGACAAAAUAUUUUGAAAAACAUGAUCAGUUGAUUUUGCAUUCUCAAAUUUUAUUUUGUACCUUACCAUCAAGCCUGAAUCGCUUGCGUCCUGAGUGUUCUUUCAGUAGUGUAUAGCAGGGUCGCAAAUCAAGAUUUGAUAAUAAGUAGAACAUCCUAUCCCAGUUUAAUCAAUGUAUGCACAGAUUAACUGUGACUGGGGACAAACAUUGUGGGGAAAAUAAGUGUCUUUGGACAGAUGACUGGAUUACUUCUUCAUAAUUUUAGAGAGUUGUUUGGAGACUACAGUAGUUGCAAACAGUACUUGACUGGACUUGUUAAUCUACAUGAGUAAUGCUUUGUAUCAUCAAACACUGUACCCAUUACCUUAUUUUCUGAAUUUGUUCAGUAAUUCUGGUUAAGGUAAAUUUGUGUUUCUCCACUCCACAAUGAACUUUUUAGGUUAAAGUUACGGGCCAGUGUUUCAUCAGAGGUUAUGAAGUGAUAUUCACUCUGAUAUUGAUUCAGUAUAAUUUAAAUUCAACUCAAAUUGCCUUUUGCACUGGUAAGAACUGUUUCUGCACAGAUUGUGUGCUGCCUUUAUUGUAUCCCACAUUAAUUGAGUAUCAGUAUCAGCACUACUCAACUGAUGUUAAAAUUGCAAUGUUAAUUAAUAUAACUAUAUUCUUCUGUUGAACUUCAUAAGCUGAUCCACAUAUGUAAUUGGCACAUCAUGUUAUGUAUAUUCAUCAUAACUUGGUUCGAAUACAAAAGUAUGGAUACCAAUAUCAUACUAAUCAUUUUACAAAGAUAGGAAUGCAGAAAAUUUAACAGGUUUUGCAUACAUCCCAUGUAACAUUUUGGCCAAUUAUAAUCACAAGUCCUGGAAAUUUUAACACUAGAUGUUCUUCCAGAACAAUUAUUUAUGGUCAAGUUGUGCUUCUAAUAAAAGGAACUAUUGAGGACAUAACCUGCUUGUGAACUACCCAAGCUAUAAUAAAAUUAAGUUUUACCAGCAGAAAUUGAGGAAUAUCACCCAGAGUAAUCGUAUUAUUAUUUAACAUAUUUGAAACUCUAUAUUUUUUAAAUACUGCACUAACACAAUUACAUGAACUCUGUGUGAGUGAUGCAAAAAUUAUAAUUUUGUUUCUGUGUUACAAAAUAAUAGUCUUUAUUCUGAUCUCACUCAUAAACAAGAAUGUGGUAUCUGGUUAUGUAUGUAAAAAGAUAUAUUAAUGUGUAUAUUGGCACACAUUUUUUAAAUAUUAUUUUAUUAUAUUAAAUAUUUAAAUAAGAAUCAUAUAUACAGUGACAUGUUUCUUGGUUAUUUUGACAUAAAUAAAAUCAGCAUUGUGGUUUGAUAGCCAUUCAUUAUUAUUAUAUGCAUAAUAUAAUAUAUAACCUCUUUAUCAUAAGUAUAUAAGCAGUACCAUAGGAAUAUUUUUUGUGUUGCAGGUGUAAUACAUAAACAUUAUACAAGGUGUACCAUUUAAAAUGUAACCCAUUAACAUUCAUAUACUGUGGUACAAAAAUGAAAUCAGAAGCAGGCUCACCCACACAAGGUACUCAAGUCAAGGCCACCUUCGUUGCUAGGUCAUUGGUCAUACUAAUUACCCAAAAGCUGUGCAGGUGUGAAUAUUUGUACAUUCUCAAUCAUUACUUCACAUUUAAAUUGUUUCCUGAUACUUGUGAAGCAUUUAGCUAUACAUAUCCUAACAAGGAAAUACCAAAUAAAACAACUGUAUACCAACCAGUAACAAACACUUCACAAAGUUGCAUGAAAAACAUUAAAGAGUGUGGAUUCUUGUCUUCGAGAAGGUGGCGUACAUGUCAGCAUCUUCAGUUCUUGUUAACACAUUAAAACUACAGAAGUAAAAAUUCAAUUUUCUCGUUACGUUGAUGUCACAAAAAUUUACAAAUACUGUUUUAGUUAAGUUUGCAUUUUAAAUGGGUCACUGCAUUAGAAUAUUGGCCUUUCGUAUUCAAAGUGGUGUAGCAAAAAUAAUAUAUUUGUAAAUGUUACUGCAGUGUACCAUGAUGCUAUAAUUUUAUCAGGUGCUGCCAAGUCAUGAUAGCUAACAUUUUUAACAGUGGUAAUUCUGUAUAUUGCCUGAGAAAUACUUAUCAUGAUACAUGUGAUUUCAUAGCAACCCAUCUUCAUCCUUUCCUAUGUCAUGUAGCUUUUCAUAGGAAACUACCUCUGUCUAAUAUUUCUUUCAAUAUUCCUUAUCUGUGAAUUACUGAAACUAUUUUCACUUAUCUCCACGUCAUCUGCAGCCCAGAAAAUUUAUUAAACUGUCUAGUAACACAAACAAGGAGAUGCUUUGUCUCCAUUGCUCUUUGUCUUUGCGCUAGGAUAUGCCAUCAGGAAUAUCCAACAUAGGCAAGAGGGUUUGCAAUUGAAUGGGACACAUCAGUUAUUGGCAUAUGCUGAUGAUAUUGGGUGACAAUAAUAGAAACAAUAAAGAGGAACACAAGUUUUAUUGGAAGCUAGAGAAAAGGUGGUUGUCACCACAAAAUAUACAUAGUAAUUAUGAACUAAAUGGAUUUGAUGAUCCCUGGACUGUUCAAAAAACAUAGAUUUCAGAUUGACCAAACUAAGUGCUGAUCUGUUUAUAUCUUUUCCCUAUGUCUUCUAAGUCACUGGAUUCCAGCGUCAAAUGUCAGUAGAUCAAGACUCGCCAGUCACACUGGGUGUUACCCUUGCGCCAUUUCAUCAAUCAUUUCUCACAGUCCUAAAUUUCAAUGUGAGGAAUAGAGGCUAGUCUGGAUUUUAAUGCUGUUGUUCUACACAUUGAUCAUCUUUCCACCAUUCCAUGAAGAGUAUUAUCUUCCCUCAAAAUACUAUUCGAUAGUUUAUAUACGAUGAGAAAAAGCUAAUUGUAAUGAUUACUAAGAAAAACAUCUCACUUACAGAAUAAGCUGCCCUGCAAAAUCAAACAGGAAAUGAUUACCAUAAAGUUACGUAAACAUUGUGAAUAAAGGUGUCGUUGUAAUAUAUGUAUCAAACUUGCAAUAUUAAUAAAUUUGUGAUUAUUCUAAUAAAUUGGUCGGUGUAUCACAUCAAGAUGUAUAAUGCGACUGAGAGACAAAAUCAAAUUGCCUAGCUGCUAGUCUCACGUCCUGAAUACUGAUUUUUAUUAAUUAAUUCAUGUUUUUCUUUAAAUAAGACAUAUAUUGGUGUUUUUGCUGACAUCUUCCAUAAAUAGUUGUAAUUAAUGAAAUUUAAAUGAGAUUUGCAUACGGACAAAUACGAUUAUGCGUGAUUGGAAUUAUGACGCUUGCUGUACGUUUGAAAAUUGAAAUGUUGAUUUUUUGUUGGAAAGAGUAUACAAUAACCUCUGUACAAGUUCGAAGGACACAUAUUUUCUGCAUUUAUUUAUUAAUGCAGAGGAAGACUGAAAUACGCACAUUAUGGACAUUUUGUCCUGUGUUAUACAUUACUGCAAGGAAUUCAUCAGGAAAUGGCCGACCGUAAUGGAGGUUGAGAAGUGAUGGUCGGAAGAUGGUUAUUGCACGCGCAUUCAUCAAGCCGUCUUUGCAAAACAGUAUUUAGUGACUUGCCAGCCACAGUUUCAAGUUACCUGGAUCAUUAAAAUCGUGGAAAUGGCAAAAACAAUGUAAACUCGCAAGUUCACCUUCACAGCCUGACAAGUGAUUUGCUCAACAGUUCUGGCUUGCCAAGAAAUGAAAUUAGGCGUAACAUAUAAUGAUAGAGAGAUGUUGACUGAAUUCCAAAGUGGAAGGAUGAAGAUCCAGGAGCUACUUGUGUGACUUGUGCUGUUAUUUUUGCUGUCACAUCCACCCGCAGAUGGCGCCUGCUGGAACAUUACUUCUCUUCCUUUGUACAGCAUCUGCUUUGCUACGUCCAGCAUUGUUAUCUUCUGGGACUGAUGUUUCAUUCUUGGAUCGUACGUUACUGGAAAAAGACAUUGCAGCUGUUUUCAACAAGGUGGCCUAUGGUGGGGUGACCACUACAAAACGCAGCAUCUCGUCAAAAUACUUCCCUUCCUCAGGUUCCCCUACAACUGUACCUCCACCUAUCACAAGUAUAUCUGUCCCAGCAGUGCCACCAAAGAUUGUAACCCCACCCACUCCUCCGUACACAAAUAUACCAAGUCACAGAUCUCUUCAACCCAUUCCCCCGAUGCAUUCAACUACAAUCCCUCCAUUCACGCCCCCAGAGACAUUAUUCCCGCCCUCUUUUACAACUCCAACGCCUCAUGAGGUACCGUCAUACAUCCCCCCAAUACGAUCCUUCUUUACUCCGCCUCUCCCCCCGGAAUAUGCAAAUCCAUUUGCUGACAAGCCAACACUGAGGGGGAGUAAUUCUGAUGGUGCAACUUUGAAUGGUGGAAGGAUUCCAGUUCAGUCACUUCCUAAUCCUGUGUCGGGAAGGGAUCGUAUUCCUUUGAGAGCACCAGACGUUGUGCCAAAUUUAGAACAAGAUGGGAAUAGCUCUGUGUCAUCAUCGUCAGAUCGCAAGAAACCGCUUAAUACUCCGAGCUUCAGUCGAUCUCCUGAAGCUCCGUAUUCAGAACUGGAUAAAAGCCCUGGUCCCAUCAACCAGCGUCCAUCAGCUAAUGAGUCUGAUUUAGAAUUUGUUCCUAUUUUUCAUUAUCCUUCUGUUUCCCGAAUCCUUUCAGGAAGCAACGGACGCAAACCUGAAGCUCAGCCACCUCCGGAAAUUUUUCAGAAACUUAACCCUCCAGAAUCGAAACUUCCUCGUAUGCCAGAAAUGUUCCCAAAACUUGCUGUGGAUCCCUCUGUUCCAAAAACAUCAAAGAAAGAUAUCCCUCCAGAGACAGUGCCUGGGCCCGAUAUUCAAGUCCCUCAGACUAAUCCAGCAUCUGCUCAAAACCCGUCAAACUCUUUUGGUAUCAACAAAUCACAACCUCCAAACAUCCCGUCCAAUACAGAUUCAAUUAUUGACCAGCAUACAGAAGGAAAAGCAGAACAUCUUCCUGAUCCGCAGCCACAGCCACCGAAACCCAACGCCGUAUCACCCGAUACUCCAAAUCCAUCUCGAAGUUCGAUCCGAAAUAAGGCGCGUCUUGCGUGGGAUGUUCAUGUAUAUCUAAUAGCAUCUCUUUUCAUGAUCCUUACUCUUUGUUCUUUGGUGAACAUUUUUCGUGUGAAUAUCUGUAAGCGUCUUCUGUCCCGCGGCUAUUACAUCACCUUGCACAGUAUUUUGCUCAUAAUCGGCAUCGUGCGUUCUGUGUAUCUUUUCUACGACGCGUACAAUGUCAACAAUUCCUUUCCUGAACCCAUCUCUCACCUUUUACUGAAUAUUGUGUUGCCAUUGUUAACCUCAGCCUUUAUUAUACUGUUCAUAUUCCUUUUGUAUGCUUCGAAAGUACACAUUUCCAGUCUUGGCCUACAGAAGCCGUUCCUAACAGGUGUGUUUAUAACUUUGCAUAUUUUAUUGUGCAUUACAAUGGAUCUUUCAACGGGGAUAGACCCAAAUAUGACGUAUCUACCGCUCAUUUGUCAGUCAAUCUUUAUUGUAUUAUGCAUCUGUCUAGGGUUUACCUACCUCUAUGCCUACAAACAUCUCUCAAAAUCUGCAGCUGUUAGAAAACAGGAUAACAUUUUUGGAAGUGGAUUUACAAACAUUGCCAGUCCGACGUUAGCCGUCGCUGUUCGGGCUACUUUAGCAACAGCAUUAUUGAGCCUUUUAAUGGCAGCUGUUCAGUUGUAUGGAAUAUUUGGACCUUACAAUGUUGCAAGUGUGGGAAGUGACAAGACUUUUGGUUGGUUGUGGUGGGGUUAUCAAUUCUCAGUGCGUGUCAUUGAAGUGUCAAUGUGUUUUCUCUUAUCUUGGGCUGGGGUUCAGCCCCUUCGUUUGAGCGGUAUUGAAGAUGAAAAGGAAUCACAGAAUUCAGGAUUUGCCCUGUUCCGUUGUGGCCACUGUAAUAAUACCCCGCAGAGCAGCGAGGCUACCGACGACAUUUAUCCUGCUGUCUGCGUUACUAAUCAGGCCAUUCAUGACUACACAGUACGAACGGGAAAGAAAGUCUACGAUGACUCAUUUCCUUUGAACAACUUGCACAGUGGACUUCCUUUGCCAGAAUCCACAAUUAACAUUUCUACCUCUGAAAGACGCUCUUUGCGAAAGACCGGUUAUGUAUCAAGUAGUGACUCACCAUAUCCUGUUAUUGGAGGUGAUACAGUAGAAUGUCGAUCUAUGAUGAAAAAGUCCGGAACUUUUGAUGUUGAAAGACCAGAUUUUGAUUUGCCAUUUUCUGCCACAAAUGAGGUUCAAUGUUCAUUAAAGAAUUCAAGUGGUAGUGGUGGGGGAGCUUUAAUAUCGCUGAAGGGAGAUUGUGAGCGGCCAGCGGAUUCUCUCAGUGGUAGUAGUAGUACUAUGGAGAGGAGACCAUUGAAGAAAUCUGGUACCUUGGAUCCAGCUGUUGGUUUCCCAGGCAUCGGAACAUCUGAUGUGAGGCGGUCCAUCAAGAAGUCUGGAACUCUAGCAUCUUUAAGUUCUGAGCGAAGAACACCUGUUAACCAACAUAGGAGCGGUGCACAGACUUUAUGUUCCACAAGAGAGUGUUCGUCGCCUUCAAUGCUAGUUGCAGAGAAUGGUUUUGUAAGAUUCAGGGCACUUGCAGACCCAGAAGAACAGGAUGUGGAAGAUGCUGUCGGAAGAUAAAACUGAUUUUUUCAUGAAAGAUAUCGGAUCUUUGAAGCAUAACAGUUCACAUAACAAUGAAUCCAUUUCCAUGCAGUUCAUUGGCAUCAAAUUUUCUUAAAAUUGGAGUAUGUUAAUCUACGACAGGAGUUUUUAAACCGUGGCUCUGAGGCUGCAUGCAGCCGAGUGAUAUAAACUGCUCGUAUUAUGCAUGUUUAGUAUUCACAAUAAAGUUUCAUAUAAAGCAGAAUUGAUGCUUCUGGUAUUUUCAGAUUUUUUCCCAAAUGAAAACAGUGGAUGAUUUAUUAUUUAUACAGCAGACUGUACUUAGUGAUGUCUUACCUUAUUAAGAUAAAAAUGUCUUCAUAUCUUUUGUUCAUUAACCUAAUAUGGUUCUGGAAUCCACUUAAUAAAUGUGCAUGGAUCAUUUCCUAGUAAUCUAUUGCCGAUCACCGUGCUUAGUCAAACGGAUUUUCCUGUUCAGUACAAAAUUGGAAAGUCUGAUUUUGUUUCUAAAAAGCAUCCUUUUGAUAGAUAAAAGUUACGUUUGUUUUAGACUGUGCAGUCAAUUCUAUAACCAGCAGAAGUUCUGUAGGAAGAGUAAAUUUUGCUAUUCUGUCAAAUACAUGCUGUGUUUUAUAUCAACACUUGUUUCAAAUUGUUUUUUUCUGUAUUCAUGUUAGGGCAUGAAAUAAUGUGGAAACAGUAUAUUGAUGCCAACAAUCUUCUUUCACUAUGCUGAAUUAUUAGCUUCACGUGUAGUAAUGGUCUGAAAGAAAUGCUUCAAACCCUUGUAAAUACAGAUUCUUCAUAUAGUAAAAGAAUAUGGCUGUCUUCAGACUUACCGCCGCAGAAACCUAAAAUCCUGCUAUGUAAAAGAACUUGAUAUCGCAGAAUGCAGCAACAUUACGUUCCUUCGACAUGUCGCACUGACACAAAAAUAGUGUAAUUUUAAUGAUUAAAACAAAUUAAGGAACUGAAUGUGGAAUUUGUCAAUUGGGGAAAUUGUAGAAUAAAUAAAAAUUGGUGUCAUAGUAGAAAAGAUACUUUCAAAAAAAAAAUGAAGUCUCAGUUAUAUUAAUUCUACAACAAAAUAAAAUUCCAGUAUAGUUUGAGACCAUGACCUGAAUUGAAAUGGAUUCGUUUAUACGGAAAAUUUAUCUCAAGCUCUGUAACAUUUUUCAACGUAUACCACUGUUGGUUGAGCAUUAGCUUGCCUUAUCUGCUAAGAUAUUGAUGGACGUUUAAUGUCAGUAUUAUCCUGGUGUUAUGCUUAGAAGGUCAAGAAGAAUGUUUCUUUCAUGUGUGAUUUGUAUAUACUUGGUUUUCUUUUUGUAGAAUAUCUCUCUCUCCCUCCUCCCAUUUCAAGAAGAUGAUGAAACAUUUUAAGAUGGAAUAAAAUUAUGCAGCAUUUUGAAGUAAUGCCUGAGAAUUUAUCAUCAUCAAGUAAUAUUGUAAUAUGUUACAAAUACAUGUGUAAUAUGUAAUGCUCUUCAGUAUUUCUUUAUAGUUUUAACAUGUGCUGGGUAAAGAAGGUAUAAUGUAUACCAAGACAAAUAUUAAUUUUUAAUACCCAUGUUUUAUAAAUAACUUGAUCCAGUUAAAGAACAGUCAAACUUCAAGAUUUGUGUCAAAUUAAAUUUCAUACCUUGUGAUAAAUAGUGGCAUUCUGAAUUCGGGGUGUUGCAAAAUUCAAAUAAAUCUGACAGAACAGUUACAUAUUCACCCCUUUUUGUUGUUUGACAAGACUAGUGGCUCUUAAAUUUGUGUAUUCGCUGUUUUAGUUUAACUUUUUGUAGCUGAAGCUCGCCUAAAGAAUAUUUAAGAAUUCAGUCCGUACCGCAAAGAAAACAUGGCUCUGUAUAAUUACAUACUAAGCAGGGCACAUGAGUGAGAACUUCCUAAUCUUGUUUUCAUUUAUUCUAGUGAUAUGAAUGGUAAGUUUUGCAGAAUUGUCUGUGGUUCUUUAAGUACGUAUAUUACUGUCACUGUUAUUACAUCAGUCUGUGGUCGUAAAAUAUAAUAAGACUUGUAUUUUUGUCUUGGUAUACAUAAUCAGUCUUCAGUAUUUGUGGUCUGUACAGGCCUGAAAACGUGAUUAUUACAAUGGUAUUUUAAACUACAGCUUUGUUUUUGAGCAAGGUAAAUAUUUUGAAUUUGUUUUAUUUGUGUUACUGUAUCUAAUCUAUAGAAACAUUAAUACAAAUCACACUGGAAGUUGUUCAUAGGGAUGUUAAAAAAUCGAUUUUAUCUUACCUGGACAUAUUUGUGGCCAUCUGAUAGCCUAUACUGUUGUAAUAUAUAAUGACUUUUCCUUCUCUCUGUGUGAGAAUGUUUAUUUUGUUUCAGAAUAUGAUCAUUGCACUUGUGAAUUUUGUAAACAUUAAGAAACUAUAUUCUCACAAGUAAUUGAAACUUGUGUUUAUAGACGGAAUACAGAUGUGCUGUAUCAGUGGUUGGUAUGGUAGUUGUAUCCAUGGCACAACUUACUAUUGUACAUGCAAUUUGCAAAGCUCAGAUUAUUUAUAUAAGCAGUAAUUUACCUGUUCUGCGUAAUGCUACAAACACAUAUGUGACAUACACCAUAUUAAGUUAAAAUGGCAGCUUUUUAAUUUAUUCAUGAAACACAUUUUGGAAAAAGUUAACAUGUUAGUUACUGGUUCUUGUACUUGGUGUUCGUGGCUGGAAUUCUCUCUACAAAUUCAGCUUUCGAGAAUUGACCGCAAUGAAUGUUGAAAUUUUUGCCAGAACGGCUUCCAGCAUUUGACUCGGCUCAUCCCCAUUUAUCCAGUUCAAUUUCAAAUUCUCACAGUGUAUUUAAAGCUUGUUUCAAGUGUUUGGUUCCUCAUUAAUGAUCAUUUAUGCAGUAUUCUAGGUUUUUUGGAUUGGUUGAAAUUAUUUAUUUUGAUAAUAGUUCUUUUCCCUGCUGUUGCUGCUCAAAUAUGUAUUUACUACUAAAGUAAAGUAAAGCUGUCCCACUAUGAACCAUGUAGGCGCUUGGGGGGAGAGGAGGUACAGCUCCUACUCAUUCUUGAAAUCGGCACUAGAUGGAGGU
Molecule: messenger RNA, 14189 nt
Organism: Zootermopsis nevadensis
Lineage: Eukaryota; Metazoa; Arthropoda; Insecta; Blattodea; Termopsidae
Source: RefSeq, a predicted model, not a curated record